This is a messenger RNA of Babesia microti strain RI, 1374 nucleotides long. RefSeq names its product transcription factor with AP2 domain(s) (ApiAP2). Gene Ontology annotation, biological process: regulation of DNA-templated transcription. Gene Ontology annotation, molecular function: DNA-binding transcription factor activity. The record is from RefSeq and is a predicted model, not a curated record. The transcript has a single exon. NCBI's taxonomy places the organism in Eukaryota, Apicomplexa, Aconoidasida, Piroplasmida, Babesiidae. Bases 1 to 1374 code for a protein of 457 amino acids.
AUGCACAAGUUUAACCUCAACAAUAUCGCGCAACCACACUGCGCAAUGCCCGCAUUCAGCAUAACUCAGCCUUCCAUUUCAAACUCGAACCAGAGCGCGGAAGAGUUCGAUGCCUUACCUGGACAAUCCACGGAAUAUCAUCCCCCGCCUAUUGGGGCUCCGUCCAACUGCCAUUGGCAUCACCCGCACGUACAGCCCCCCCACCCAGACUUGCCAGGACUCCCAGAGGAUGGGAUGUACUUGCUUGACAUGUACAAGAACAGCCUGAGCUACAUGGUCCAGGAGCUGGCCACAACAUGGACCAACUCUCCAGGGGAUCCCAUCUUCCUGCACCACCUGUACCGCAUCCAAAUAGCACAGUCGCUCUCCGAUCUCGAUCCAUACAUCUCCCUGUUCGGCCCCUGCUUCGAAGACCUCUCCUCCUCCUGGUUGACUUCGUUGUCCCAAUACCUUAUCGCCAAGCUUAAUUCUCUCUUUUUGUACGACACCCAGUGUGCGAGGGAUGAAUUUCACCGGCCCAAAGCCAGCCCCAUUGCAUACGGCCCCUGCCCCUGUACAGGCGAUGGGUCAGGAUCACUGGCCCCGCUUCGCAGACGGCCAACAGAGGCCACCGAAUAUGUCGAACCAGUAGAGUAUGUGGGACAGACUUACCCGCUCUACCACUGCGGUACAACACGCCUCCCCUCCUCUCUCUCCGAUGAUUGUGCUGAUACAGCAGGCUUCACCUCGCGCAUGAACAGCUUGAGCACCUGCGGCGCCUGUGAUGACUGCCAUACGAUAGCGUCCCAUCAUGGCCACUGGCCCAUGCAGUACAUGGCACCGGUAGCCGAACCCCCCCUUGCGGCAGUUCCAUGCGGAGCCAGUCCCCACUGGGCUGCUACUACUCCGCAACACCAGGCGGAGACAGGCCUACCACAGUUUGGCCGUGCCUCAGAUCCCUCAUACCCUACAACGGCGGACGCUUUCGGCCCUAUCAAUUUUGACUCGGGGCAGACCGCGGUAGCCAGUCCAGUCCACACGGACGGCAGGGCGAUGAAAAAAAAUACAGGGAAAGCUUUGGAUAGGGGCUCCAAGUGCCAAGGCGAGAUUCUUAUGUUAUCUGACUACGCGCAGCCUAUGAAGGGUGUUAGCUUCAAUGCGAAGAAACAGGCCUGGCUGGCCUACUGGACCAUAACGAACAACUUUCAAAUGCGGAAGUUUCCCAUUAAGAAGUACGGAUUCCGCAACGCCAAGCAGCUUGCCAUACAGUGUAGACUGGAGGCGGAACGGCAAAGCACUUCAGAGCGUUUUGAGCGUUCCAGGGGAAAGUUAGCGCUUCGGGCCAGUCAUCCCCACUCCCCUUCGGCGACUGCGACAAACCCAAACGAUCAAUAG